Dalotia coriaria is the source of this 3714-nucleotide messenger RNA. Its product is annotated as myb-binding protein 1A. Gene Ontology annotation, cellular component: nucleolus. Gene Ontology annotation, biological process: regulation of DNA-templated transcription. The transcript has 4 exons. NCBI's taxonomy places the organism in Eukaryota, Metazoa, Arthropoda, Insecta, Coleoptera, Staphylinidae. Gene Ontology annotation, molecular function: RNA binding; transcription corepressor activity; transcription factor binding. The record is from RefSeq and is a predicted model, not a curated record. Bases 39 to 3596 code for a protein of 1185 amino acids.
ACAAGUAUUACACUUCGCGUGCACACACCGCUGUGACCAUGGCAGCGAGUGAAGAAGUCGCAGAAAAUUCGCAAAUAAACGGCAAAAAACCGCGUAACACCUUUCUAGAUAACUUUGGAAAGCUCACCAGCAAUGAGCAGAAGAUUCGACUCAAGAGUGGCAGUCAAAUCAUUCGCCAUUUGAGCAAAAACAGUGAAAACGACGAAGAGUUACAAUAUGCAAUUGGACGUUUAGUUCGCGGCGUGGGUUCUGGUAAAGUCAAUUCACGCAUUGGUUUCUACACAACACUCAAUGUUUUCCUGAGAACUUCAAAUAAAUUUGACAUCAAUAACAUUCUUGAUGUUAUACACAAGGAGCUGAAAACAAGUGGACAAAACUUGAAAAGUGAAAAUGCUGAUGUUUACACUGGGCUGAUUCUUGUUUGCGGAGCUGUUUUACAUGCUGGUAAAUUUGCCACUCUUGAAAAUGAAAAAAGGAAGACUUUACUUCAACAUUUGGUGGAUGCUAGUGUCAAGAAGACCUAUCUUGGGCUCUUGGCCGCCUCCUUAAUAGUUGAUGCAUUACCAAAAUUGACUAUAAAUGUAUUUUCGGAGGAUAUUUUGCCUGUCCUUCGGCCGCAGUUGAAGAAACCGCUGUCUGACUACACAAUCGACCAACUUUACUUGCUUCUCAAAUGCGAAGAACAAUUUCCCACCGUCGUCAACUCGAAGUUCCUUGGAAACUUAAUCAACACACCGAAAAUAAUCUCCGAAGGUAACGUGAAACACCUUAUCAAUGUCCUUCUUGAUGUGAAUCCUUUGAGGCAAAUUGCUGAACAUCCAAUCUACCCUUAUAUCGGCAAAAAACUUGCAAGCGUAACAUACCUACCAAAAAUCUUAAACCAACUUGACGUGAAUUUCGAAAACUUCACGAACGUAAAACAUCAAGUACUCGCCGUUUUGCUUCGAAACAUUGUCAUCAACUUAGAAGAACACAGACAUAUGCCUUCAGUUUUUGGUAAAAACUUCCUGUUUGAAACUGUGAGGCAUUUCAAAGCAACAACGAUUAAACAACAAGAUGAAAUUAAAGUGGAGGUCAUUAAUUUAUUAAAUGCUACUGCGGCUUGGGCGAAGAAACCUGAAGUUUCUUCAGAUAUAAAAGUUAAAGUCAUGGAAAAGCUCAUGUUUUACCCUGGGAUUUUUAUUUUCGAGAAAAUCACCGGUAAUAAAGUUCUGCAAAGUAUCACUGCAACUUUAGAUGUUGACGGAGUUAAAACUCUGUGUGAUAUUUACAAAGGUGUUAUGUUAGCUGAGCUGACAAAACAGAGGGAUGAGAGAACCACUGAGAAUUGGUUGAAUCUCGAUCGUGUUUACGCUGCACAACUAAUUGUUAAAUUGAUUAAUCAUUCAGCUGCUAGAACUGAACACGACUGGAAAGUUGAACAGCUUCAACUUUUAAUGGAAGUUGCACUUCUGAGAAGACCAGGAAUAGGAGUUGACUUAAACAAGAGUUUAAAGGAUACAUUCUUCUCUGCGUUGGAUUUUAAAUUUGGUAAACUACAAGAUGGAAUUUCUUGUUUGUCGAAAUUAGUUCAUAGUUUAAAUGAAAAUAUGAAUAACCUACGGGCACCGUUGGAUGAGGAGGUUCAAGCACUUUGGGAGAAAAGUUUUGAACUAAUCAACAAAAUCGAAGGUAAAUCUGCGAAAAAACAAGGACAUUUAACAAUGGUGUUUCAUAUGUUAUUCCUACAAAUGUCUCUGCAAUUAUUUAACGAUUCUAAGUUGGCUGGGGAUUCGUUGAAUGAAUUAUUUACUUGUUAUGCUAAAAGGAAAUCAAAGGAUGAAGAAGUGAAUUGGAUUGAGGUAGUUGUUGACUUAUUUUUGAAUUUACUAUCGCACAAUUCACAUUUGUUGCGGUCUGUUAUCAACAAAGUGUUUCCGCAUCUCUGUAAAUACUUGACGCCAAGUGCAAUUCAUCAGAUUUUGCACAUUUUGGAUCCCAAGAGUGAUGCUAAUCCAUUAAGUGAGAAUGUAGAUUCAGAUGAUGAUGAUGAUGAAGACGAGGAAAAUGAGGAUGAUGAUGAUGAAUCUAAUGAGGAAGAUGACGAUGAAGAUGAAUCAAUGGAAGAAGACGACGAUUAUGAAGAAACUCCGAAUGAUAAACUACGCCAAGCAAUUCAGGAUGUCUUGUUAAAAACUGAUAAUGAUGACAACGAAAGUAUUGACCUCGAUGAUAUGUCAGAUACAGAAGCAGAGAAACUAAACACAGCCCUAGGAGAAGCUUUCAAGAACCAUAGACCUAACUUAAAGAAAAAGUCAAAGAAACAAUCAAAAGAUGAUGAAAUUCUCACGCAUUUCAGAGUGCGUGCUAUGGACUUAAUUGAUAUCUAUCUAGAUUCUCCGGAGGUUUCUAUGAUUAAUUGUUUGGAGAUUAUGCUACCUCUUCUUCAGGGAUUAGAGUUUUCCAUCAAGGAUGCUCAUCAAAAGCCGCUUCAUGAUAGGAUAAAAUCUUCACUGAAGAAACUUUCAGGACUUAAAACGUUUGCAUCAACUGACGAAGUUGAUGAGAAUGUACUACAUACUUUGUUGAAAAGUAUUCUAGAUAAAGGUUCAAAAAGUACCUUGAUUGUUCAGGAAAUGGGUGAUAAAAUCGCUGAUUGUUGCAUGCUCAUUAUUAAUUGUUCUUCUAUUGUUGGAGUCACAAAGAAAAUAUCGGCUUUGUUGACGGAAGUACUUGAUACGUACUUUAAAAAACGUGAUUGUUUGACACCUUAUGUGUUGUUCAAGAUGGUUUUGAAUUCUAACUGGGAGAAAAGUGUUACGUUGAUUGCUCCAUUGGUUAGUUAUGUUUUUGAUGAAGAGAUUAGACCGUUCAGGAGGAGGCAAGCAUUGGAAUUGUUGAAGAUUUUCUAUCUGAACAAUCGUCUAAUUGCUGCUAAUAAAGAGACGUUUGUUAAGAAACUGUCAAAGAGUGAGAACAAACUAAAUAAUAAUGUAGUUGAGUUUUUAGAACGCAAAGAGUACACGUCGAAAGAACCGUUUGUUAGUGGUGUGUUUCUGUUGUUGGCUGCGAUUAAGAAUUGUUGUCAUCAAACUGAAGUGUUUGAUUGGGCCAAGAUUGGUGAAUUGGCUAGAGAAUAUCGCUCGGGUAUUGCUUUGACUAAUGAUGGAAAGACGGCUUUUAGUAAACUGUGCAAUGCUCUGAAAAUUUCCAACGUUGUAAAGAUUAAAGGCAAAACUAUUAAGUUGAGUUUGAUUAAUCGGGAGGCUGAUAAAGAUGACGAGGAUGAUGAAGAUAAAGAAAAGGUUGAGAAGAAAAAAGGAAACAAAGAAGCCAAGAAGAUGAAGAAAGAAGCACGUAACUUACGUAUGCAGAGUUUAUCUGAAGGUUUAAACGAUAAGUUUAAUUUUGUUCAGACUGAUGUAGAUGAACUGAAUGAGAAUGAACUUGUUGAGGAAAAUGGGCAUGAAGCAAUGUCAGAAGAUGAAGAUGAAGAAAAACCUGAAGUUGUUGCUAAACCAAUACAAAACGGUGUUCAUAAAAUCAAGAAACGUUCUACAGAUUCACAAUCUGAGAGUCCCCAGAAAAAGAAGAAAAAGAAACAGAAAACAACUUAAAGUACCAUAUUUUUAAAUGAUUGUUGUUGUUAUGAUUAAUUGAAGUCCAUAAUGUCGUAGUGCGAGCCGCAAACGGAGGAGUCCUGAAAAUUAAAGAAUAAUACAAUUUUUUAAUCAA